AUGCCAAUCAAAUGGAUUUUGCACUGGCGCCCAAAUGCAGGCACAUCAGUCAACACUCAAAUACUGACAGAAAUAUCUCAGUGUGUUGAGAGCAUUAAUGGUGUUAAAGAUGGAACAUGGAAAAAUACCCUUAGCUUUUAUAAGCCUAUAAUCAAAGAACAAGCAAAUGCAUCGGAGUUUCCCCAAAACUAUUUGGGGAUUUCACUUCAAGGACAUCCCAACAAGUAUUAUAUGCUAAUUAGAGAGGAACGAUUGAUCAUCGAAGCAGAGUCAUCUCUUCAGAAGAUAAUGGAGACCUUGCAGUCCUACAAAUUAAGGGUUACACUUAUUUUUGAGGGAUUUCAGUAUCAACUUGAUGACUUCAGGGUGCGAGUGGGUAAAGCUGUUCCAAAUAAUUCUGAGAACAUGAGGGGAAUAAUUAUGGAGAUAGAGUAUCUACCGAUUUCCUCGUGGGAAAUAUCACACCAGAUUAUGGGUGAAUUCUUCGACAUAUGGAAGGAAGCUCUUGGGAAAAGAUCAUUACCAGGUCAUUUUGUUCACAUUGAACCAAAUUUUGCUGAGUACGGUCUCUCUGAUCAGUACACUUCACAACACACAGCUGUACAAUAUGAUAUUAUCAUAACACAAAUGGUAGCAACUGCUAUAUCAUCACAAGGAAUCAGAAUUUAGAAUGUUUUAUUAAUUUUAUAAAUUAGUUCGUUAUGUCCAGAAAUGGAUUAGGAUUAUGAAUGCAGAACAUGAUGUUUAUCAGCUUAUGUACUUGCAACUAAAAUCAGAAUUUCAGCAUAAAGAAAGCUUCGAGAUACUAUGAUUUCAUGUUAGUGUAAUUCAUUGUCUUUUAUGUGGGUGAUAUAGAAGUUAAUUUUUUUUUAUUUUGUGCGAGAAAUUGUGCUCCUACUUAAAAUGGUAUAUAAACUUCUAUGUCUAUUCAAGAUAAGUAGGGAUCAAACUUUGGAGAGUCAAGCUUUCUUCUUAAAUAUGGUAUAUAUUUACCUUGAAAAUGUGGACUACCUGACACCUUUGAAUAUUAUGGAGAAAUGAGAGCAAGUCCAUAUACAUGCUAAAAAGAUUUGGUUACAUUCUGGGUAACACAUUUAAACUUUUUGUCACGAUCCAAAAGUUGACGUGACAAUACUUGUCUUAUCUCCCCAAGAGUUGUCCUAAAACUCAUAUAAGAGCGAUAGAUGCGAAGUUGGAACACUCAUUUUGAAAACUACUUUUGGAAUCACCAAAAUUGAGCUCUCAAUAUUCAAAAAUGGUAAAAUGGAGUUGGAACACUCAUUUUGAAAACAUAUUUUGCAAGGUAAAAUUUACUUUGCAUGAUGGCGAUGACCAAAAAUUUGUGAUCGCAAUGAGUUAAGAAGUUCAAGUCAUUAAUAUUGAACAUCGCUAUCGUAAUUGGAAUUCAUGCCAACGCGAUGGCCAGAAAAUCAAGCCUAUGUAAUCGCAGCAGGGUUCACACGAUUGUGAUGCACACAAAAAAGACUCGACGUGAUCGCGAGAGAUAAUAAUGUAGUAAUGAUGUACAAAUUACAUUGCUCGAGAUUAGAGAAAUUGGCAAUUCAGACAUGACACCAAAAUUCCUCAAUGGACCCUCAAAAUUUGUUUAAAAGUCUAGUACACAAAUCAGAUACUCACCAAACUAGACUUGAUAUUUCAGACUCAAUUGAAUCAUCAAAAUAUAAAUAUGAAAUCUCUUUGACCCGAAAUCUGUGAAAUUCACACUAAGCUAAUGUAAUGCGCACAAAAAUAAAUUGCCCUCAGAAUCUCCAAACAAUUAACCAACACAACAUCUAGGCCUAAUAUCAUCCCUCAAAUCUAAUAAAACUGUUAGAAAUAUAAUUCGAGCAUUUAAACAUUGAAUAUUGAGUAAACUCAACCCUUAGUCAU
This is a messenger RNA of Solanum lycopersicum (tomato), 1890 nucleotides long. Its product is annotated as mediator of RNA polymerase II transcription subunit 20a-like. Gene Ontology annotation, cellular component: mediator complex. Gene Ontology annotation, molecular function: transcription coactivator activity. Lineage: Eukaryota; Viridiplantae; Streptophyta; Magnoliopsida; Solanales; Solanaceae. The record is from RefSeq and is a predicted model, not a curated record. Gene Ontology annotation, biological process: regulation of transcription by RNA polymerase II.